Messenger RNA from Pistacia vera, 3817 nucleotides. Its product is annotated as histone-lysine N-methyltransferase SUVR4-like. Lineage: Eukaryota; Viridiplantae; Streptophyta; Magnoliopsida; Sapindales; Anacardiaceae. The transcript is spliced from 9 exons. Gene Ontology annotation, molecular function: histone methyltransferase activity; protein binding; zinc ion binding. Bases 415 to 2568 code for a protein of 717 amino acids. The record is from RefSeq and is a predicted model, not a curated record. Gene Ontology annotation, cellular component: nucleus.
UUGUUGGAUAAUCACAGUGGUUGAUAAGGUUUGUGAUGGAGGAAGGGUUUUUAUACUUUUUGAACAGGGAAAAAUAAAAUAAACCCUGAAAAUUAUACGAGGGAAAAAUGGUUUUGCUCAAAAAGUCUUGUGGGUAGAAGUUUGUUUUUCAUAACGUCUGUCAAAAAAUGUGGACAGUUUUACUACUUAAUGAAAUGUUUGGGUGUCUUUGUACUUUUGUUACCCUGGAGGAGGUAUUUGUUAUUGACUCCUGCCAGUGUAAAACUAACUAAGGCAGUUUUCUUUUGGUGUGUUGUGAAGAAGAGAAUCCUCUGUUCCGUUACUAAUCCAUUAUAUUUUGCUAUGAAGUAGAAGAAUAGGUGGUCACGGAGUCCAGAACAAGGUUUUUCCAAACUUUAUUCAUUGUUGAAGGCCAUGAAAGACAGAGAAAGACAAGUCAGAGCUUUUGGUGCAAUGAAGGCCUUAGGUAUUCCAAAUAAAGAGUUGAAACCAGUGUUGUUGGACCUUUUGGAAGUGUUUGAAUGGAACUGGGAACCUCUAGAAGCAGAAGAUUACCGAGCACUAAAAGAUGCAUACUUUGAGCUCAAGGAAAAUCAGAAUGGAUUAGAAGACAAAAACGUAGGUGUUGUGGAGCAUGAUGAGUCCGAUGUACCUCCUAAAAAGUUGCAUUUGGGACAGCAGGAAGAUAAAGCUUCAUUAGCAAUGGUUAACUCUAGUCAAACAUUACCUCUAGAGGAGGAUGAAAUGCCUAAAACUAAUUCCAGACAUGGAAUUAUGGAGUCACCGUGGGCACAUUUAAUGAACAGAAGAACUGCAUCUAAAUCUGUAGUUCCGAAUACACAGCUCAGUUGCAAAAGGAAGGAGCGAAGUUCUUCACUUGUGGUCCUUAGAGAUAGAAAAUCAACUCAGAAUGGGGAGUCUGCAAUUUGUUCUAAACAGCCAUUGGAUGCACAUGGUUGUUCUCAUAGAUUGAGAGAAAUUACACCCGAUUCUCAUUGUGUAAAAAAAUUGAUAAAGCCAAAAACUGAUCUACCUGUUGGUAAGAUGGCACAUGUUUCAGAACCUAUUCCAGUUGUCCAUCCAGUGAUGGGCUCUUCAACAGGGAAUCACAAUGAAGACGAUACUUCAGCAUGCAGUGGCAGUACAAGUUGCAAGAGAAAUCUUGAAAUUGCUUCAUCAGCUAUGGGAGAGGUGAAGUUAUCUCUGAACUAUAAUUUUCCCCCUGGUGAGGGAAACUCCAGGGGUCCAAAUAUUGAUGCAGUUCUGAAACACUUGGAGCAUAAAUACCUCAGAUUAGACAAAAUCGUGGGGCCUCAAUUUUCUGUGAAGAAGUUACUGAAAGAUUUGUGUGAUAGUUUUUCGGAAGUGCAUAAUAAAUUCACUAGUGGUUCUGGUAUAAAACAUUCUUCUCAUGAGGUGUAUAGAAAUGUUGGGGAUCAUUGUUCUGCUACAGGGAAGAAGAAAAAAGGUUCUAAAAUUGUUCGUUCUGAAACUGAUCUAAGUAAGAAGGUUUUAAAUUGUUCUGGGUCUUCGAAUUCAUCCAAUCUGGCAAAUCAGCAGCUUCCUGUCAGCCGUGACAAGAAGAAGCCCAUCCAAAGCAUCAGUGACAUAACAAAAGGUGCAGAAAAUGUGAAAAUUUCAUUGGUAGAUGAUACUGGGAAUGAGAAUUUGCCAAAAUUUACAUACAUCCCACACAAUAUAGUCUACCAAAAUGCUUAUGUACACAUCUCACUAGCCAGAAUUGCGGAUGAGGAUUGUUGUUCAAGUUGUUCAGGAGAUUGCCUCUCAUUUUCAAUACCAUGUGCAUGUGCACGUGAAACUGGUGGAGAGUUUGCUUACACACCACAAGGUCUGCUGAAAGAGGAAUUUCUAAGAGCUUGUAUGCAAAUGGAAAAGGGACCUCUUGAACAACAUCUUGUUUAUUGUCAAGACUGCCCUAUAGAGAGGUCUAAGAAUGAACACUUUCCUGAAAAAUGCAAGGGCCAUAUUGUCAGAAAGUUUAUCAAAGAAUGUUGGAGAAAAUGCGGUUGCAGUAUGCAGUGUGGAAAUCGAGUUGUACAGCGAGGUAUUACAUGCAAAUUGCAGGUGUUUUUGACUGACAAAGAAAAAGGAUGGGGUGUUAGAACACUUCAGAAUUUGCCUAAAGGAGCCUUUGUCUGUGAGUAUGUUGGGGAAGUAGUGACCAACACAGAAUUAUAUGAACGGAAUAUGCAAAGUGACGGCAAUGAGAGACAUACAUAUCCAGUUACAUUAGAUGCUGACUGGGGUUCUGAGAGAGUUUUACAGGAUGAAGAGGCACUUUGUUUAGAUGCAACAUUUCGUGGUAAUGUUGCAAGGUUUAUAAAUCAUAGAUGUUUUGAUGCCAACUUGAUUGAUAUUCCGGUCGAAGUGGAGACUCCUGAUCGUCACUAUUAUCAUCUUGCCCUUUUUACAACAAGAGAAGUGAGUGCUUUAGAAGAACUGACCUGGGAUUAUGGUAUUGACUUCAGUGAUCAUGAUCAUCCUAUAAAGGCAUUCCAGUGUUGUUGCGGAAGUGCAUUCUGCCGAGAUAUAACACAAAAUAGUUAGUGUAUAAUUGUUUUGGUGCUGGGCUACUAUCAUUUUGGUGGAGUAGGUUAAUUACUUUCUUCAAAAUGCUGGGAUGAACUGACUUAUUGAGUAGAAAAACUUUGCACAGACUGCCGAUUCUUGUACAAUACUCCCUUGCUGUACAAAAUCCGAGAAAUUUAAACACAACGGUGACUAUUCCAUUACUCCUUGCACACGUCUGACUACACAAGGAUUUUGGAAGUAUUUUGCUUAGGAGAUUAGUUUCUUGUUGAAGUUCUUAAACAGCAAUUUGUUUAAAUGAAUGUUUUUCUGUUACUUAAAUAGAAGGCAAAUUUCCAUGAGGGAAAUUAUUAUGGGGUGAGCUAAAUUUUCGGGUGGACCUGAAACCGAGGGGUACCCGAUGUUUCGAUUUCGGUUCUUAUCCGAAACUGACACUGUGCGGGUUGGUUUUGGUUCUCAAAUGUAUGGAGCCGGUAUUGUGUGGUUCUGGUAUCGGUUCCACCAAUUCAAGAAAUCAAAACUGAGAUCUGGGUACUCGUGUUGGAACCGAUUUAAGAAUUGGGACUUAACUAAUAUUUUUAGGAUAUUUGAUGGACUUAAUUAAUAUUUUAAGAUAUUGCAUUCGGAUUCUCACUCUUCUCCUCCUCUUCCACCUUAGUAUCUGCUUUUGCUUGCUUUUUCUUCUUCUUAUCGGAUUUCAAAUUCACAGGCUCUCCUAAUUCUGAGCUCGUUUCACUUCUUUCUUCGUCAUCUUCUUCCAUAACCUUUAGCUUCUUGCUCUCUUUCUUCUUAGACCUUUCAGAGUCAUCCACCUUAUUCUUCGACUCUUUUUUUUUUCUUCGGUCAAAAACUUAGUUUUGUCUAAGCUUUGAAGAGUUAUUUUCUUUAUCUUCUUCUCUUCUUUCAUUCUAUUAACAUCAAAGAGUGCUAAAGAAGGCAUGUGGAGAGAGGUAUAGAGAGUUUCUCCUGUUUCACAAAAUUGUGGAAAUGAGUCGUAAAAGUAGUAUAUGGAGAGAGAGGAAGAAUAAGAGUCAGGGUUUGAGUUUUUAAUGUUUGGGGGUAGAGCUAUUUUGGGUUGUUGGAUGCGAAACCCUAUUUGUGUUUGGAUAUUUACUGUUAGAUUUAAUUUGAAGAUUUGCAACGGAACACUCGUUCUACAUCAAGGAAUGCUUGUUCCUCUAUCCUCCAAGCUGUUCUAGGCAGGAACGACAUUGUUCCUCUAGUCGUUCAUCAUUAUGUCAAGUUUGUAACUUUAAUUAUAUGAACA